This is a messenger RNA of Xenopus tropicalis (tropical clawed frog), 2189 nucleotides long. RefSeq names its product cytochrome P450 2D15. Bases 292 to 1809 code for a protein of 505 amino acids. The transcript is spliced from 9 exons. Gene Ontology annotation, cellular component: membrane. Gene Ontology annotation, molecular function: oxidoreductase activity, acting on paired donors, with incorporation or reduction of molecular oxygen, reduced flavin or flavoprotein as one donor, and incorporation of one atom of oxygen; monooxygenase activity; heme binding. NCBI's taxonomy places the organism in Eukaryota, Metazoa, Chordata, Amphibia, Anura, Pipidae. The record is from RefSeq and is a predicted model, not a curated record.
ACAACAGAAGAGGAGGGGAGCAGGGAACUUUAGCUGACAACAACAACAGAGCCAGUAGCUCCUAGCUAAGCUAAGGUGUGGCACAGCCGGCACAGAGAGGUAAAUAUCUGUGGGCUAUAUACAUCAUGUGAAUGAGGAGAGUAAGGAUUGCAGUAACUGGGGGAAUGAGAAGUGCAGGCACAAGGUAAGACAGAAGCAAGAGGUAGAGGGCAAAGGGGAAAUUCAGUGCUUUGUCAAGGACAGUGCCACUCAAUACAGUAAAGGAAUAAAUCCUCACAGAAGGAAAAUCCAAUGAAUCUCCAAUCAGAGCUGUGGCGCCUGCUGUCAGGAGGUGAUAUGUUAACGCUGGGCAUCAUCUUCAUCCUCUCUCUUCUGCUGCUGGAUUUUGUCAAGCGCAGGAAAACAUGGCGGAAUUUCCCUCCUGGCCCUCCUUGCAUACCCUUUGUGGGGAACAUGUUCCAGAUAGAUGCUUCCUGCGCUAACAACAGCUAUAACAAGCUCAGUAAAAAGUAUGGAGAUGUGUUCAGCCUGCAGAUCUGUUGGCAAAAUAUAGUGGUGCUGAAUGGAUUUGAAGUAAUAAAAGAAGCUCUGUUCCAGAAGUCUGAAGACAUAGCAGAUCGGCCUAGAUUUCCCCUUUAUGAAUCAUUUGGGCUAACUGGAAAUUCCAAAGGUGUGCUUUUGGCACAUUAUGGCCAAGGUUGGAAGGAGCAGAGAAGAUUUUCCUUGAGUACCCUAAGGGACUUUGGUAUGGGAAAGAAAUCCCUGGAGGAGAGAGUGACAGAGGAAGCUGGGUUCCUAUGCUCUGCCUUCGAGUCAGAACAAGGUUGUUCAUUCAACCCACAAUACUAUAUCAACACAGCAGUCAGUAAUAUCAUCUGCUCCAUCGUUUUUGGUGAUAGGUUCGAAUAUGAUGAUGAAAGGUAUCAAAAACUGCUGCGUCUUUUAGAGGCUACCUUGAAAGCAGAGUCUGGACCUUUGGCCCAGAUCGUAACUGCAGUUCCUAGCUUGUCUAAAAUUCCAGGUUUGUCAAAGAAGAUUUUUCAACCUCAGAUACAUUUUUUUGCAUAUUUGGAAGAAUUUGUCAAUGAGCACCGCAAAACCUGGGAUCCUGGAUACAAACGAGAUCUUAUAGAUGCCUUUUUGCUGGAGAUGGAAAAGGCCAAAGAAGACAAAGAGACCAGCUUUAAUGAAAACAAUCUUUUGUUUACUCCAGUUGACCUUUUUUCUGCUGGCACAGAAACUACAACUACCACCCUUAGGUGGGCUUUACUGUACAUGCUGCUGUAUCCAGAAGUCCAGAAAAAGGUCCAAGAGGAGAUUGACGAAGUGAUUGGAAGAAACAGGAAACCAGCUAUGCUGGAUAUAUUAAAGAUGCCUUAUACUAAUGCUGUUAUCCAUGAAAUUCAGAGGUGCGGUGAUGUGUUACCUGUUACUUUGCCACACAUGGCAUAUAGAGACACAGAGAUCCAAGGCUAUUUUAUCCCAAAGGGGAUAGUUGUCAUGAUAAACCUGUCAUCUGUUCUAAAGGAUGAAAGAGUCUGGGAAAAACCGCAUCAGUUUUAUCCUGAGCAUUUUCUAGAUGAGGAGGGAAAAUUUGUUAAGAGAGAAGCAUUUGUGCCAUUUUCUGCAGGACGCCGGUCUUGCGUUGGAGAGCAGUUGGCCAGGAUGGAACUUUUUCUCUUCUUUACAACUUUCCUGCAAACCUUCACAUUUCUGAUCCCAGACAAUGAGCCCCGCCCACAGACAGACCCUGUAUUUGCAGUAACAAUGUGCCCACGCUCAUUUAAUGUCUGUGCUAAAAUGAGAUAGGAUAUUGAACUAAUCUUUGCUUGCUUCCAUCAUAUGAAAAAAUCUGAGAUGCUUUCUGGGAUUUGGGGUUUAUGGAAUCUAUAAUGUUAUUUGGAUAUUAUGCAAGGGUAAUCUCUUUAGGUCCUGCAGUAGGCAUUUCCAAAUACACCAGUCUUUUUGCAGCCUAAAGCUAAAACAAAAACGACAUACAUGCCUUCUCUAUUCUGAGAUUACCAUAAGGACUGCAUAAAUCCUAGAAAUCAUUACCCACAAUAAGCAUGAGAACAACAUGGGAGAGUCACACUAUAUGUGUUAUGUCAGUAAGAACUAGGGCUGGUGGGGGGCUGUUUCAGUCUUUUUUGAAUCCCCUGUAUAUAUAUUAAUCCCCUAAAUGUAUGCCA